AUGGAGGGGCUACCCAUUGAGCCACACGGCAUCUUCUGGGAGCAGGACUUCAUUACCUCGGAGCACGAGCAGAAUCUUAUCAACUUCUUCCGUCACCAGCUCGAGUGGCCUGACCGCACCGGCCGCAUCUCCAUCCAUUAUGGCUAUACCUUUGACUACAAAACGUUCGGUGUUGACCCGAACAUCCCCUUCAAGGAGUUUCCAGAUUGGCUUCAGCCACUCAUCCCCACACACGAGGGCCGACCACCAGAGCAAGUCUGCCUGCAGCAUUACCCUCCGGGAGCCGGCAUCCCACCCCACGUCGACACACACUCGACCUAUGACCAGCUGUAUGCACUUUCCAUAGGUGCACCGGUCUUCAUGCAGUUUAGGAAUGGGGAUCGUCGUGUCGAUGUCGACUUGACUCCUCGCAGCCUGAUGAAAAUGUCAGGAGACUCCCGCCUACACUGGACCCAUUCCAUAAAGAAGCGCAAGACUGAUCUUCUCGACGACGGGACUGUGCGAGUACGCGGGGACCGUUGGAGUGUUACCUACCGCUGGUUGAGGCCUGGCGCCGAGUGUCAGUGCGGCAACCUGGCGCUCUGCGACUCUGCCCAGAAGCGGAUAGGUGUCGAGCGUGAAUACCGCUGGAAGCAGUACGAGGCGAACCAAGACACUACCACCCCUGAUGCAACAACAAACCCGAAGCAGGGACUUCCGCCUGCGCUAUGA
Messenger RNA from Diaporthe citri, 711 nucleotides. RefSeq lists its product as uncharacterized. The record is from RefSeq and is a predicted model, not a curated record. Bases 1 to 711 code for a protein of 236 amino acids. Lineage: Eukaryota; Fungi; Ascomycota; Sordariomycetes; Diaporthales; Diaporthaceae. Gene Ontology annotation, biological process: oxidative demethylation. The transcript has a single exon. Gene Ontology annotation, molecular function: oxidoreductase activity; demethylase activity.